CACACUCUCCUCCCACCUCCUAACCUCUCUUUUAUAUAGCUGUUAUCAACUACCACUAAAACCCAAACCUCUCAACUUCUCUUUCUCUCUCUCUCUCACACAACUUCCAUUUCUUUAAGAGUUGUUAAUCCAAAACUUUCCCUUGAAAUCAUCUAAUCUCUCUCACUCAUUCCCUGUAUUCCACACCAAAUCACCAUUUCUUGGAUUCACUUUUCUUUUCUUUUCUUUUCUUCCAUCUUUAACUUUGUAAAAUAGCGUGUGCCGUAGUAUUUCCUUUGAACGAGUGCAGGAAUGUUCUUUCUUUUGUUCAAGUUUUGCUAGCAAAUCAAUCCAAACGCUCCUUAAAUCAAUUUUCCAGAUCGAUCUUCGGCUCAAAUCCAAGAUAUAUAUAAAUGGCUACACUUGGAGAUAUUGGAGUUUCAGCAGCUAUCAACAUUCUCAGUGCAUUCAUUUUCCUUUUGGCAUUCGCCUUUUUAAGGCUUCAACCUUUCAAUGAUAGAGUGUACUUCCCAAAGUGGUACCUUAGGAAUUUAAGAACAGAUCCAACAACAUCCGGAACAUUUGUAAGCAAGUUUGUGAACCUGGACUUUAGGUCAUAUAUAAGGUUUUUGAAUUGGAUGCCAGACGCACUGAAAAUGCCGGAACCUGCACUCAUUGAGCAUGCUGGACUGGAUUCUGCUGUUUACUUGCGGAUUUACCUGUUAGGACUUAAGAUCUUUGUUCCUAUAGCCUUGCUUGCAUGGUCUAUCUUGGUGCCAGUUAACUGGACAAAUAGCACUUUAGAGGAUGCAACCAAGGUCUCCAAUGUAACUGCUAGCAACAUCGAUAAGCUCUCUAUUUCAAAUAUCCCAACUGGAUCACAAAGGUUUUGGAGUCAUAUAUUGAUGGCAUAUGCCUUUACCUUUUGGACAUGCUAUGUGUUGAUGAAGGAGUAUGAGACCGUUGCCUUAAUGCGGUUGCAGUUUCUUGCAUCAGAAAAACGCCGCCCAGAUCAAUUCACUGUCCUUGUCAGAAAUGUUCCAUCUGACCCUGAUGAAUCUACAAGUGAGCUCGUGGAGCAUUUUUUCCUAGUCAACCAUCCGGAUCACUAUCUUACUCAUCAGGUGGUAUAUGAUGCAAACAAGCUUGACAAACUGGUCAAGAAGAAGAAAAAAUUGCAGAACUGGCUUGUUUACUACCAAAAUAAAUAUACUAGAAAAAGUUCUCAGAGGCCCUUCAUGAAGACUGGUUUUCUUGGGCUAUGGGGAAAAAAAGUGGAUGCAAUUGAUCAUCAUGAGUCUGAAGUUGAGAAACUGUCAAAAGAAAUAGCUGUAGAGAGGGAAAGAAUUACAAACAAUCCAAAAUCUAUCAUGCCUGCAGCAUUUGUUUCUUUCAAAACUCGUUGGGGAGCUGCUGUUUGUGCGCAAACUCAACAAUCCAAAAACCCAACUAUUUGGUUAACGGAGUGGGCUCCAGAGCCACGUGAUGUAUAUUGGCCAAACCUGGCUAUUCCAUAUGUUUCCCUCACAGUUAGAAGGCUGAUUGUAGCUGUUGCAUUUUUCUUCUUGACCUUCUUUUUCAUGAUCCCCAUUGCAUUUGUACAAUCUCUUGCAACUAUCGAGGGCAUUGAGAAAGCUGCCCCAUUCUUGAAAAGUGUUAUUGAAAUGAGUUUCAUUAAAUCAGUCAUCCAAGGUUUUCUACCUGGGAUUGCAUUGAAGUUAUUCCUUAUCUUUCUGCCAGCUAUAUUGAUGUUCAUGUCUAAGUUUGAAGGAUUUAAUUCUCUAUCAUCUCUAGAGAGGAGAUCGGCCUCUAGAUAUUAUCUUUUCAACUUUGUAAAUGUAUUCCUCGGGAGCAUAAUUGCUGGAAGUGCAUUUGAACAGCUAGAUACAUUUAUUCACCAAUCAGCAAGCGAGAUUCCUAAAACAAUAGGCGUGGCAAUUCCAAUGAGAGCAACUUUCUUCAUAACUUAUAUUAUGGUUGAUGGAUGGGCUGGUAUAGCUGGGGAAAUUCUAAUGUUGAAACCUCUUAUAAUGUAUCACUUGAAGAAUUUCUUUUUGGUGAAGACAGAAAAGGAUAGGGAGGAGGCAAUGGAUCCAGGAAGUCUUGGUUUCAACACAGGAGAACCCCGUAUACAAUUCUAUUUCCUGCUGGGCCUUGUGUAUGCUACAGUGACACCUAUUAUACUUCCUUUCAUAAUCAUUUUCUUCGGCCUGGCUUAUGUUGUAUUCCGUCAUCAGAUCAUAAAUGUUUAUAACCAAGACUAUGAGAGUGCUGCGGCAUUUUGGCCUGAUGUCCAUGGGCGUGUUAUAAGUGCGUUGGUCAUUUCACAAGUGCUUCUAAUGGGACUGAUGAGCACAAAAGAAGCUGCCCAGUCAACCCCAUUUCUCAUUGCACUUCCAAUUCUAACCAUAUGGUUCAGUAGGUUCUGCAAAGGCCGAUAUGAAGCAGCAUUUGUCAUAUAUCCACUACAGGAAGCAAUGAUGAAAGAUACUUUAGAACGGGCAAAGGAACCAAACCUGAACUUGAAAGGCUAUCUUCAAAAUACAUAUUUACAUCCAGUUUUUAAAGCUAGCGAAGACGAAGAAGAUGAUGAAAUUAAUGAUGACAAAUGGGAGAAUGAGAGUGUGAUUGUGCCUACAAAACGCCAGUCCCGAAGGAAUACACCAGCUGCCAGCAAAAUUAGUGGUGCAUCUUCCCCCCCAUCUCUGCCUGAGGCUGUUCAAGAGCUUCCACAGCCCUAAAUUAGGCUGGAAACUUGGCUUCUUACUGUUUGUUUCACCUUCACAGAACUGUACUAAUGGGCAGGCUGGCACUGUAAAUUAAAGAACAAGAAUAGCGUAUACAAACACAGAGAGACAGGAAGUCACAACAACCUUUAAGAACUGCAGCAAGAAAGCAAGUUGUCGUUGCUGUGCAUGAAAUGACUAGAGUGCAGGCUGGUAAAAUGUAGAAAUUUUUUGUGUAUUAUUCCUAAACCGGCCUGUUAAUUGUUGGAUCCUCUAUUUGAUAAUUCUAUUGUGAAUCCCUGUAUUUUUAUAGGCCUAAGUUAAACUUCAUGUGGGAAUUUUAUGACAAAAACAUUUUUGUGUAAAUAGUGUGAAUCAUCCGAAUGAGAGAUACAGUUUCAUCUUCCAAGCUACAUUAACUACAA
Quercus lobata is the source of this 3130-nucleotide messenger RNA. RefSeq names its product ERD (early-responsive to dehydration stress) family protein. The transcript has 12 exons. The record is from RefSeq and is a predicted model, not a curated record. Gene Ontology annotation, cellular component: plasma membrane. NCBI's taxonomy places the organism in Eukaryota, Viridiplantae, Streptophyta, Magnoliopsida, Fagales, Fagaceae. Bases 393 to 2720 code for a protein of 775 amino acids. Gene Ontology annotation, molecular function: calcium-activated cation channel activity.